Molecule: messenger RNA, 1335 nt
Organism: Cynocephalus volans (Philippine flying lemur)
Lineage: Eukaryota; Metazoa; Chordata; Mammalia; Dermoptera; Cynocephalidae
Gene: CCNA2
Product: cyclin A2
Exons: 8
Coding region: 1-1299 (432 amino acids)
Biological process (GO): regulation of cyclin-dependent protein serine/threonine kinase activity; mitotic cell cycle phase transition
Cellular component (GO): cyclin A2-CDK2 complex; cytoplasm; nucleus
Molecular function (GO): cyclin-dependent protein serine/threonine kinase regulator activity
Source: RefSeq, a predicted model, not a curated record
AUGUUGGGCAGCUCCGCACCGGGGCCUGCGGCCCGCGAGGCGGGCUCGGCACCGCUAACGCUGCAGCAGACGGCGCUCCAAGAGGACCAGGAGAACAUCAACCCGGAGAAGGCGGCGCCUGCCCAGCAGCCGCGGACCCGGGCCGCCCUGGCUGUACUGAAGGCCGGGAACACGCGGGGUCCAGCACCGCAGCAGAAGCCCAAGACGCGACGGGUUGCACCUCUUAAGGAUCUCCCUAUAAAUGAUGAGCAUGUCGUUGUUCCUCCUUGGAAAGCAAACAAUAAACAGCCUACAUUCACCAUUCAUGUGGAUGAAACAGAAGAAAAAACUCAAAAGGAGCCAACUGAAUCUCAAAAAACAGAACAUGAAGAUGUCCUGGCUUUUAAUUCAGCUAUUACUUUACCUGGACCAAGAAAACCACUGGUACCUCUUGAUUAUCCAAUGGAUGGUAGUUUUGAGUCACCACAUAAUAUGGACAUGUCAAUUGUAUUAGAAGAUGAAAAGCCAGUGAGUGUUAAUGAAGUACCGGACUACCAUGAGGAUAUUCACACAUACCUUAGGGAAAUGGAGGUUAAAUGUAAACCUAAAGUGGGUUACAUGAAGAAACAGCCAGACAUCACUAACAGUAUGAGGGCUAUCUUGGUGGACUGGUUAGUUGAAGUAGGAGAAGAAUAUAAACUGCAGAAUGAGACACUGCAUUUGGCUGUGAACUACAUUGAUAGGUUCCUUUCUUCAAUGUCUGUGCUAAGAGGAAAGCUUCAGCUUGUGGGCACUGCUGCUAUGCUGUUAGCCUCAAAGUUUGAAGAAAUUUACCCCCCAGAAGUAGCAGAGUUUGUGUACAUUACAGAUGAUACCUAUACUAAGAAACAAGUUCUAAGAAUGGAGCAUCUGGUUUUGAAAGUCCUUACUUUUGAUUUAGCUGCACCAACAGUAAAUCAGUUUCUUACACAAUACUUUCUGCACCAGCAGCCUGCCAACUGCAAAGUUGAAAGCUUAGCAAUGUUUUUGGGAGAAUUAAGUUUGAUAGACGCUGAUCCAUACCUAAAGUAUUUGCCAUCAGUUAUUGCUGGAGCGGCCUUUCACUUAGCACUCUACACAGUAACAGGACAAAGCUGGCCUAAAUCGUUAAUACAUAAGACUGGAUAUACCCUGGAAAGUCUUAAGCCUUGUCUCAUGGACCUUCACCAGACCUACCUCAAAGCACCACAGCAUGCACAACAGUCAAUAAGAGAAAAGUACAAAAGUUCAAAGUAUCAUGGUGUUUCUCUCCUCAACCCACCAGAGACACUAAAUGUGUAACAAUAAAAGACUGCCUUUGUUUUCUAAGAUAUAAAU